This is a messenger RNA of Musa acuminata subsp. malaccensis (wild Malaysian banana), 2255 nucleotides long. NCBI's taxonomy places the organism in Eukaryota, Viridiplantae, Streptophyta, Magnoliopsida, Zingiberales, Musaceae. The record is from RefSeq and is a predicted model, not a curated record.
GUCACAUAUUCAUUAGCUGUGAAUACUAACUUGAAUUAUAUAUAAUAAAUAUCGCUAAUAUCAAAGCUUGCAGAUUAAACCAGAUCAUGAUUGGUUCGAUACUGGCCGUUACGACUUGUUUAUAAACUCGCCCGGACCCACACGUAAAGCCAAUCAAGACACAGGCAAAUAGUCGAGCAGAGGACCUGUUCAUAUAUGGCACCCAAAAAGUUGCACACAUGCCCUGGCCACCGUCCGAUCACAGAUCUCGUGCCUCUCGAAGCAACCGCAGUUUCUCGUACCUCAUAUCCAACGGUUAUAAUGUAUGUGUGCGUCUCUCUCUCUAAUAAUAAUAAAAAAAAAGGCAGCAGAGCCAACAACGAGAACAGAAGAAAAGCGUGGAGAAAAAUAGGAAAAGUGAAACCGCCCGCUCUCACUCUCUCUCGUGCUUAUAUUCCCACAUCACUCACCGUGUUCUAUACUAACAGUGUUUAUUUCUUUUUGGGGGUGGGAUGUCGAUGGGGGGACCGGCGGCGGGAAUAAGGAUGGCGGCGAUGGAGGUGGCUAUGGCGGUCGUAGUGGUGGUUGGGAUGAUGACGAGAGGGGUAGGGGAAGUGACGUGGUGCAUAGCGAGGAGUGCGGCGGGAACAACGGCGCUGCAGACGGCGCUGGACUACGCGUGCGGGUCCGGGGCGGCGGACUGCACGCCGGUGCAGUCCAGCGGCCUCUGCUACCUCCCCAACUCGCUCGCCGCCCACGCCUCCUACGCCUUCAACAGCUACUACCAGCGCUCCAAGGCCGCCCCCGGCGCCUGCGACUUCGCCGGCACCGCCACCGUCACCAUCACCGACCCCAGUUACGGAUCGUGCACAUACCCUUCUUCUGCAAGCACUGCAGGAGGCUCAACAAGUACACCAAGAACUAAUACUCCCUCCAAUACACCAGCAACAACCUCUAUACCGCCUUCUACACCAAACUUUGGCAGCACUGAUGGUGGUGUUGGUGGGCUGAGUCCUCCAGGGUUUGGCUCAACGGUGCCUAAUGCUGAUACAUCUAUUGCUUCUCCUAUGUGCCCCCAUUUUCUGACCAGUUGCCUUUACUUCAUCUCAUUGCUAAUCUGAUGGAUUAGGUUAGGCUUUUCAAGUGCACAUUAUUGUAUUUGCCACAAUUUUGUUUGAGCACUUUGUGGCAGUUUUUAAUUACGAUGUGCUGAUCUUGCAACUUCCAAAUGUUUGUGAGGAAAGAGAUGGUGGGUGUAGGCACUGGGAUAUGGCAUCCUCUUCUCCAUCUACUGAAAAAUAGGGAUCUAAAUCUAAAUGUGCAUCCUUUUCAUUCUUGUAUGUGCUUCAUGGGUUUUAGUUGUAGUUACAAGUGUAAAGAUGACCUUACUUGCUUAUAAGUGGCUUGUCAGUUCCCAAGGUUGUCUCUAACAAGAAGUCCUGGGUUGGCCUGAUGCUCAACAUGGUGAAUGGCUUGGAGCUGCUGUUUUAAAAAAUGUGCUGACUCUGUUCUUCAUGGCUAAGAACUUGAAUUUUUUGACAUAUGGAGAUCUACAAUGAUGUGCCACAAGAGGACUUCCAAGAUUUGAAGAAUUGAUGAUGAUCUUUGGUACACCUGAAGCAACUCUUAUAAUGCAUCAUUGCAUAUCUUGCUUUUCAACAAGCACUAGAUGUGAUUAAAUGUGGUGUUGUUUUUGUUGGUACAACAUAAAGAAAAAGGUAAGAAAACAAGCACUGGCAUCCAUAUGUUAUCUUUUUUGGCCCAUGAUUUUUGGUCUAGUGUCCUCUACACUGACAAAUUAUUGAGGGAUGUGGAAUCAGGUCUUGAAGAGCUUCCAAGUGCUCAAGGGAUCAUUCUUUGUUGACCAUGCUGAAAAUAAUUACUGAGAAGGAAGUGUGGUGCCUGCAAAGAACUUAAGUUGCAUAUUAAGAGCCUGGCAACAUCAUGCUCAUAUUAAUUAUUUUCAUGUGAUCAAAUGUUCACAAGAUAGCUGAUAUAGAAUUCCAAUUCUAUGCAAGUUGUCCUACUAUAAGACAUACACAAGGGUUUUUGGUAGGUUAGCUAGAUGAUACAUCUUGACAUCCUUUAGCUAUGUAACUGUAUAUUUCUUUUAGAUGGUGUUUGAUGAAGCUGAAGAAGAGAGCAAACCUUAACUUUGCUAGUGAUCUCUCAGAGCAUCCUAAUGAGUACGGCAAUGCAAGCAAAAGGUCUUCCAAACCAAGAGUCAGACUACAAGCUGACUUAAUAUGCUGCAAGAUUUAUGUGAUGAUUUCAGG